AUGGCUACGCACCACGCGAAGAAUGAAGUUCUCAAGGCCGCUGCCCUAUUCGAUGUAUCGCACAUCACCGCCGUCGUAACAGGCGGCGCGACCGGCAUUGGACUGAUGAUCACUCAAGCUCUACAGUCCAAUGGCGCCAAGGUCUACAUCACAGGCCGCCGUAAGGAGGUGCUUGAGCAAACCCAGAAGACAUACGGUACAGGGCCUGGAAGUAUUCAUGUUCUUCCAGGAGAUGUCAGUGAGAAGGAUGAGGCUAUUCGCCUGGCGGAGGAGGUUGCCAAGAAGGAGCCGAAUGGUAUUCACUUACUUGUUAACAACGCCGGUAUUGCAGAGGAUGACAACACCAAGUUCUCCUCGGCUGGCGAGCCCGAUAUGUCCGACGCCAAGGCUCUUUCGGAGCACUUCCUCAAGACUGAGCCACAGCAAUGGGCAGACACACUAAAGACAAACGUGACUGGACCUUAUUACAUGUCUAUGGCCUUCCUGCCACUACUCGCCAAAGGGCGUGAAAACACUCCAGGUUAUUCCUCUCAAAUCAUCAAUGUCUCUUCCAUCUCGGGAGCGAUGAAAGGUUCCAGCAUGGGACAGCCAGCCUACGCCACCUCCAAGGCUGCUCUUACCCACCUUAGCCGUAUGAUAGCUACUCUCACCAAGGACGUCAAAGUACGAGUCAAUGUCAUCGCACCAGGCUUGUUCCCCAGUGAGAUGACUACUGGAGAAUCUGAUGAAGGUAACAAGAGCAACAUUGAUAAGAAGAUGACUAACCCAGCUGGACGACCGGGUCAUGAUACUGAUAUGGCUGCGACUAUUCUCUUCCUUGCUGGAAAGGGUGGCUUGUUUUACAAUGGCCAGAUUGUUUAUCCUGAUGGAGGCUCGACAUUGAUCAACCCUGCAAUCGCGAACUGA
This is a messenger RNA of Fusarium tjaetaba, 906 nucleotides long. RefSeq names its product NAD(P)H-dependent oxidoreductase. NCBI's taxonomy places the organism in Eukaryota, Fungi, Ascomycota, Sordariomycetes, Hypocreales, Nectriaceae. The transcript has 4 exons. The coding region runs from base 1 to 906 and encodes 301 amino acids. The record is from RefSeq and is a predicted model, not a curated record. Gene Ontology annotation, molecular function: oxidoreductase activity.